Messenger RNA from Seminavis robusta, 897 nucleotides. The record is from the annotation of a GenBank genome assembly. NCBI's taxonomy places the organism in Eukaryota, Bacillariophyta, Bacillariophyceae, Naviculales, Naviculaceae.
AUGGCACCACCAUCAACACAGCCAACCACAGCAGCAGAGAGCAGCGGUAGGGAUGUCUAUCCGAAUAAGAGCCUCAAGAGAAAAGAGUCAUUCAUACUCGAAGUUGAUCAAGGCUCCUGCAGUGACAAUGUGGUGAUGGGUCUGUUCUGUCUGGUCAUGAUCGUGUUUACGUUUGUCAUUAUUUUUGGGGAUGCUCUGUUGCUACCCAGGGAUACUCUUGUCUGGUGUCAAGCGGCACAACGUGGAGCUCCCUUGAAGACAUAUGCCAAUGUCGAUGCGGUGCGAGAUCCGUGCUACUACGAACGCAGUCUCUAUCUAUUGGGGUGGAGCAUGUUCGAAUGCGACUUUGGACGACGCAUGAUUGCCUCCGUCGUAUUGGGAGCUGUGAUUGGCUACGAACGCAAAGCGGCCGAGCGUCCUGCGGGCAUAAGGACCAUGAGUCUCGUUUGUCUAGGGGCUGCAACCUUUACCAUGGGAGGACAAUUCGCCUUUCGAUCCUCCACCAUGGGAUGGGAUGCCGCUCGUGUCAGUGCUGCCAUUCCUUCGGGCGUCGGGUUUCUGGGAUCCGCAUUGAUUUGGAAAGCAACCACUGGAGAAAAGGGACAAAAUCAACGCAACCAUGUCCAUGGCAUCACCACGGCAGCAUCUGUCUGGUUGUCUGCGUCUGUUGGUAUUGGAGCUGGAGGAGCACUGUAUGUCAUGUCCGUGUGGACGGUAGUGUUGGUGGUCUUUGUGCUGCGAAUGGCACCACAACUCAAAGGUAGCAACAGACGAGCCACGGUUAGCGGUGGAGAUGUUGUACCAAAGUCAGUCUCUUACCAGAAGAACUUUGAUCAAUUGCUCCGAGAAUCCAUGCGGAUACAAAAGAGACAAAUGCCGGCUCUUCACAGUGAUUAG